Messenger RNA from Colletotrichum siamense, 3705 nucleotides. RefSeq lists its product as uncharacterized. NCBI's taxonomy places the organism in Eukaryota, Fungi, Ascomycota, Sordariomycetes, Glomerellales, Glomerellaceae. The record is from RefSeq and is a predicted model, not a curated record. Bases 1 to 3705 code for a protein of 1234 amino acids. The transcript has 2 exons.
AUGGCGAGUCAAGGUUCUGCCGUGGCUGCGGCCCAGAGCCAUAGCCGACAGGCAAAUCUGGACCAGGAACGAACCACGUGGUUCACCACUUUGGAAGCCUACAAGCGACGCUUCGAGGCUGAGAAGGAGGACAUCAAGGCCAAUUUCACCCGCGAAACGCAAAAUAGCUGCCGCGAUCUGGAGGAGCAGGCGCGUUUCAUAGAUCAACAGAAUCUGCCGCGGCCGGUUCUCGAUCUUUUUCUUCUCUACCAGGCCGAGAUCAAGAAUCGCCGCCUUGCUGAGUGUGACCGAGAGUACGAACGCUCCGUCAAGAGCUUGGAGGCGCAGGAGAAGGAACUGUUCCGCCAGCAUCACCUGACGUUCCCGCUGCCGACAUCAUCAAUGUCAAGAAGUGUGGCUCACGCGCCGCCAACUGUGGCCUCUUCUGCAGCGGCAAAUCGUACACCGACCCCUGCUCAGGUUCAGCUACACACUCAGGCUACCCAGCACAAUCAGACUGUGCCGCCAAGACCAAAUGGCCAGGCGUCAAGCAACAUCAGUUCCGCCCCAAUGCCAACGCAACAGAACCACCAGCAAUGGCAAGCGUACGGCCAGCUUCCAUCGCAUCACGGCCCUCCUCACAUGCAGGCAAAUAUGUACCAGCAGAGCCGCCCAGGAGCUGUGACCAAAGCAGCAGAGACUGCUCCCCGGACUCUUCCCUCAAACGGCAGAGCACCUAUCCUCGGCAGUGGAAUGUCCGGUCCUAUGCAAAACUCGGUUUCGAGCCAUGGCCCAGGCGGUGCUGGUAGCCCUCAUCUGAUGAGCCAUCCGGCUGAGGCUGGUCGAGGUGCACGUGUGCCGAUUCCCCCCAUUCAUCAGCAGAUGCAACAUCCUCGUGAGGAUAGAUCUACAAUGGUCCGAGUUGGCAAUGGCAUUCAUCUCUCUCCAGCACGACAAGACGAAUAUUCCAGACAGCUCCAGGCAGAUCCCCACCGACAACUGAAGCGUAAGUCAGACGCCAGUGAGAUUUCUCCUUACCAGGAAAUGGAUCCGAAGCGUCCACGGACAGGAACCCCUCAAUCCAUGGCACCUAAAACCAUCACCUUCAACGAAAUCUACCAAGAUGGAAAAGCCGAGUUCAAGCACACGAUCGUUAAGUUCGAGGAUAUUUUCUACAUUCUGAAGUGCGACGAACACGGUGUUCACUUCAAGCAGAAUGCGCUUGCUGCUGCGGCGAAGCAUCUUCACGGAGCUUCCCACGGACACCAAAAGAAGGAACACAGACUGGCUAUCCGAACGAUCGGUUUCCACGUCGUGGACUGCACUGAGGAGCUUGCAAAGCUGAACAACGACUUUGUGCAAAAAGCCUUCGAGAAUGGAUACAAGCCUCUUAACCAGCUGCAUGGCCCCAAAUCCGGCGGCAAGCGUCAGUCCAACCACGAUGUGCUCGGUGCGUCGCCGGAUCCUAGCCCGCGAGGUCAAGCUGUCCUUCGGCAGAACCCGAAGGAAGAGUUCACAGACUUUAUCACGGAUUUUGAGGCUGGGGAGCUCUACUGGGCUAUCUGGCCGGCAGAUAGGAAGAUGUAUCCGGUCAUGGUCCUCGGUUGGAAGGAUCUCGCGCGAUGUGGCUGGCACGAUAUGAAGUUCUGCGAUUUGAAACUCUUCACGGACAAGCAAAUGCGACCAGCAUGCUACAUAUUCGAUGCGGAGGGUAUCGCUGGCUGGGCUGAGGGGUACAGAGACGGGGAGCCGAACGUACUAGCUCGACAGGCACCGGUGAUGUGGUUUGAGAAUAACGGGGAAAACCGCCUUGGAUGGCUGAGCGCUAGGUACCUGAGACCUUUCCGACUGGAUGACCCAAACAGGAACACGAAUCCCAACUCGAACGAGAGCCGGGCACGAAAGCUGUAUGCCUCUCUACGCGGCUUCAACUCAUGGGAGGAGAUGCGUGCGAGGCAACUGGCCUUGCAGUCGCAGAGUCCCGCGGGUCCGAGUACGUCUGCGAAGGCGCCGUCGCCAGAGUCAGAGUCGGACUCUGCCUCGCAAGACGUGGACAUGUACGACUUUGGCGACAACCCUCCGAAGCUUGACGACUCUGGGGACGAGGACUAUGUGGAUACCAAAAAAGGCCGUAACGACUCGGACGACGAAAUGGCAGAUGCGGAACCCACGACCCCCCAGCCCCUCAGACGGAGCACUCAAGAGGUGCGCCCGACGUCGCGACUGAGCGAGAGCAUGGGAUUACACCGAACUGGAGCAGCGGCCGGAACACGCUCUUCGGCGAAGAAGGACCCUGUGGGGGCGGACAAGGACACAGACUUGGCCGAAGUGCAAGGCACACCGUCUAAGAGCCGAGUGAUCGCCGAGGAUAAUGAAACCACAACGCCCAACAAUGUCUCCAGCAACUCCCGAGAUAUCCCGCAGGUUGCUCUCGGCACACCUGCGACCCCGAAGCCUGACGGUGUCUCGAAGGGAGCGGAGAAUGACACGUCGAUGGUCGAUGCCAUUUCCGCGAGACAACUGGCCGAGAUGGCACAGAGCAAGCUCUCCGAAAAGCGCAGCAUGCUCGAGGACCCGAAGGUGACAGCAGGCCGGGCCGUGGAAAGAGGUGGUGAAAGCUCCCACGACGACAGGCGUGAGAAGUCCCUUUCAGUUCCCGCCAACAUAGCCAACAAUAAUGGGGAAAGGAGCGGCGCGUCGAAGUCGCCCAGUCUGGAGAAAGAAUUCCCCAAGGUCAGCCCGAAACUGCAGGUUGCCAACCUUCUCAACAGCACCGUCUCGGACAAGGCUAAGGGACAACCGACUCCGACGAACACCUCUACGCCGGCGGAACCACGACGACCUCUGCCCUCGGAAGCAGGAGGGGCAGCCACUGGGGCCAAGCAAUCGGCACCGAUGACACAUGCAUUGCCACCCAAGCCCUCAGUUCAGGUGCAGCCAGUCCAGCAACCGGCCGACAAGUCCUCUCAACCGGAGCCUAGGAAGGACCUGAGCAUUGAAGUCCAGGCCAGCCCGCAACUAUCUGUCAACGGGCAGGGGAGAGAGGGUAGUAAGCAGCCUUCGCCGACGGAGGCAUCCAGAAGUGCCAGUGUUGAAAGCACGCAACGCCGAUCCGACCCGCGAAUGAGCAUCAGUGCUCUCGACGAUAAGCCAACGACUCCGCAGCCGACGGCGGUAAAUGGGAACAGCAUUGUUGUGAACGGAGGGACUGCGUCUGGCAACAGCACUCCGAGGCUUUUGACGAAGAACGUGGACGACCGAUGGCGGGCGGUACGGACAUCAGAGUCGCCUCACAUCGCACCGGCAUCGAUCCGGUCUCCUCUUGUCGACCGUAGUGCGGCGGCAUCGCCCGUGUUGGGUGGUAAGAAGGAGCUGGGCGGUCUCUCGAUCGACGUGGCGUCUUUCUCGGAGGGCAACAGGAGGUGGAUUGGCGGAGGAGAGAAUUUGCUGCACUUCCACAUCGAGGACGAUGCACGCGGGGUUGCACGAGGCGAGGCGAAGGACGGCUUCGCGGCGACGGUGGAUGCGCAAAGGGUCAAGGCGGCCCAACACACAAAGGAAGCAGUUCGGCUUGUGCUCAAGACCGAAGACGGCACGCCGUUGGAGCAGCGGUUCACGUUUGAGACCAAUUCGUUGACGGGAAGUUCUCGAUCAAGCGGCAUGCAGGCACUCAAGUUUUAUCAGUGGGUGACGAGGAAGAACGAGGAGAUUGAGCACCUGGGGUAG